GUUUCAAAAGCUUAACAAGUCAUAACAGAACAAAAGCUCUUUAUUUUGUUGGGACUUUGCAGAAAGUGAUGUUUUUCCUAAACUAAUUUGACUGCGAUCCACACGUUAAUAAUUCAUCUUUGUAUUUUACUAUGUUAACAGAUUGGAACACACCUUCAGCUGACAUCAUCCUCUCAACAAUAUUAAAUGCCAACAGGUCAGAUCGGUUUGCUCCACACACUUCAGCAGGUAAGCCUACUGUUGUAUUUGCAGAGGUUAUUUUGAAAGUUUUGGUGCCAUGUUUUUAUUUAUUGAUAAAGCAGUAAAAGGCACCAGAUAAAAUGGAUCUCAGUUUAGUUUUGUUCUAUCCUGUUGAGUUUUAUAACAACUUAUAAAGCUUUCCCCUGAAUUGUGUCUCUUUAAUUUCUUUGUUAUUUUUCAGUAUUUUAUAGCUUAAAGUUUUCAUCAUGGCCACGAUAAAGCCCAUUCUGAUGCUUGUGCUGUUUUCAGGACUUAUGCAGUCAGUGUUUGCGGCAAAUCGUUUACGGUAUUUCAGUAAUGUGACAGAGAUAUUAAAUUUCACAGCGGCCCAAAACAAAUGUGAUGAGAAUGGAGGAUCUCUGGUCACUCUAUAUGAUCAGGAAGAUGCCGACUUUGUUCUGAAUCUAACCAAAUCUAUAGGUGAUGAUAAUCAUUCAAGCUACUGGCUUGGUCUGUAUAAGAAUUUAAGUGCAAACGCCACUUGGUCAAAUGGUGACCCAUUCAAUGGCCCAGGUGUUCACUUAGAAGGUGGAAAACAAAUAUGUAUGGCUAUUGGAAAUGGAACAUGGAUGAAUUUCAGCUGUUCAGACCGAAAACCUUUCAUGUGCCAAAAAGGUAAAAAUUACUCCCUGAUUGAAGAGGAAAAAAACUGGUGCCAGGCGCUGCAGUACUGCAGAACACAUUAUACUGAUUUAGCCAGCGUCAACACAACACGGCACGACGAAGAGCUGAAACAAGAAAAUACGAAUAAGACCUACUGGAUUGGGCUCAUGCAUGAUGAAUGGAAAUGGGAUGACAACAGCUGUUCAACAUAUAGAAACGAGGCAAAUAUUGCCUUGGAGCCUAAUUCAAGUUAUUCCAUUCUCUCCUGGACAACUGGUUUCCUAUGGAAGUCAGGUGAACGGGCAUCGUUACUUUGCACCAAAGGUCAUGUGAGAAUCAAAGUGAUUAAUGAACCUAAAACUUGGGAGGCAGCCAUUGAGUACUGUAAGGCUCACCACACACGCUUGCUGUGGAUUGAAGACCAGGAGGAUCAGAAGGCUGUUGAGCAGUGGUUACGACACACACCUGUUUCUGGCUACACUAAGUCAUUUUGGAUCGCUCUGAAACAGAGUUCUGUGUUUGGAUUCUGGAUCUGGAGCGACAGAAUAGUGAACUGGAACAACUGGAAAGACGGAACAAUGCCAGAGGCCCCGUUGUCUGAACAGUGUGGUGUGAUGGAUGCCGGGAGCUUCAAAUGGAGAGAUGAGAACUGUUGGCACAGGUUGUCUUUUCUUUGUGAAGAGGAGAUCUUCUACAUGGAUAAGUAGUAGUUAAUAGUUAUUUCUACUAACGGGAUUGGCAUACUUGUUCAAUUAACUUCCUGCAUGAAAAAGUACUCGUCUUUAAAUGUUUAAGUGGACAUAUUUUGACUUUAAACCUGCAACAUGUGGACAUGUCCACAUUGUGCAGAUAUUUUAUUGGUCCACACAAUGCAAAGCACAUUAACACUUGGUUUUGGAGGUAUGGUGAGAAUUAGCUUUGAGUUUAGAUUAGUUUAAUGUUAGGAUUAGAACCCCAUUGGUUAUGGUUAGUAUUCGGGUAUGGUUUAGGCAUAGUGGAGUCACUAAAAUGAAUGGAAGUCAAUGGAGGACCACACAUAUACAGUAAAUGCAAGUGUGUGUGUGUGUGUGUGUGUGUGUGUGUGUGUGUGUACUUGUUUAACUGUCCUACUUAAGGCCAAAACUGGCAUAUUCACCAAUCUUGUGAAGACCGAUGGGCCUCAUUAGGACUUCAGGUCGUUGGGGAGUGAGUGAGUGAGUGAGUGUGUGUGUGUGUGUGUGUGUGUGUGUGUGUGUGUGUGUGUGUGUGUGUGUGUACUUUAACCCUCUAAUUUUCUUACACUAUUUUAGAAAAUUGUUUAGUUUCACUACCAAAUAAACUGAAUCAGGUCAACACUUGUCAAACUGAAGUUGUAGCUAUUCAUUUGCUUGCUUGCUUGUUUGUUUAUUUGAUUUUAUAAUAUUUUUUAAUAUAAUACAGUUAUUGAAAGCUGAAUGCCAUUUUAUCAGUCUAGACAUAGUAUAUAAUUCAUGCUCUAACAAGUGUUUAACUAUUAAAUUGGGUCACUUGUGCAGACUUUAACUCUUUAUGUGUUGCCUAAAAAUAGAAUAUAGUUUAAAAUCUGAAAAAAAAAACGUAAAGAACAAACUAAUAAAAAAUUUACAAAAAUAAUUUGAAAGUGACAUGGUCAAAAAUGGUUUAAAUUUAAAUAAUCAUUAAGGCAUUUCAGUGAGCUCUCCUUAAAACUUUUAAAGUUAAACUUUUCUUAAUUUAACCUGAACAACAUUGAGAAGCUGUCCAGUUGAAGGUCUUGGCUGGGCUCUUCCUGUGUGAAGGUUGCACUUUUUCCCCAUUCACACAUGGAUUAACAUGAAGGUUUGGUUCAUUGAGAACUUUCCUUCAGGUGAGUGUCUGAGUGUGUGCUUUGUCUUUGUGAGGUUUGGUGAACAGCAGUUGACCUUUUUAUCUCUACCCUGCAUUCAUGUGUGUGACUGAUGUCGAACAGAUUUCUUCCCAAAUGUUAGAAAUUAACAAUCAACAAUAAAAGACAACAGAAACGUUAAAGGCUUAGUGUGCAAACGUGUUUGUGUUUUCAUACACAUACAUAUUUAAGAGGAUAAUAGAUCUUUAUUUGUCUUUCUCAUCUCUUUAGAACUAAAUAUUAAUUAAAUCCAUGAGUUUCUAAAACUUUUCCCCCUCUCAGUUGUGAUUCUUAGCGUGACCUGGGUUUGGACAAAUGCACCAGUGAAAACAAGACUAAACAACGAAGGGAUAGGUCUCUCCCCCAUUCUCCCUUCAUUGGAAGGGAGGGAGAGAGCAGCAGACAGAGGGAGGGAGAGACAGUGAGACAAUCUGUAUGGCUCUUCAAACUAUUAAUGUCAUGGUGUGAGCCCGAGGCUCCUGGUGACACCGGAGAUAAGUGAACGUAUUUAGUGCAGCACGUCGCACGCACACACAUAAGCACACGCUAAACAGCUCUGCAGCUCAUGGCCUUCCCGUGACACGGUCUAAUCACUGGUCUCAAUGUUCCCCAUUAAACGGGCACAGACUCAGUGACGGCUAUAUUAUCUGCAGAGGCUGGCAGAGAGAUUGUUCUAGGGAGAGGAGGGUGUCGAUCUGUGAAGUUUUGGACUUGUUGCCUGUGUGUGAUCAUGUAACCUUCAUGGUAAUGUUCUGAGGACAGAAGCUAAAUUUAAAUCAGCAGCAAAAGCAGUAAAACUAGGAUUUUUAUAGUCAGGUUGUGGUCAGAUUUCAGGGCAGCAAAGAUUUUUAAUUUUAUUCAUUUUCAUUUCCUCACUCCUAAAGUGCCUCGUGAUUUUUAUCUUGAGAGGUGCUAUAUAAAAGAUCAUUUUCUGUCUGUCAAACAUCGCCUCAUCUUGGAUGAACAGUACACACUGCUCGGGCCAAGAAACAAGGAGCAGAAAGCGACGACGUUAUCAAGUCCCCUCAGGUCAACUUGCUGGAACAAGGUGUGAAAGAAUGAACUCAGAAUAAUAAAAGGGGAAAUGAGUCAUGAACGGCUGCAGAGUAAAAGUGGAACUUAUACCUGAAAUGGAGGUGGUGAUAAUGAAAUGUGUGUGUUUAAAAUAAUUCCAUUCAAGUUUAUUUAUGUGGCGCCAAAUCACGACAAGAGUCAUCUCAAGGUACUUCACACAGUAAACACUCCAGUACAGGUCAGUUCAUUAACCAAUCAGUAAAAAGUUUACUAUAUAAGGAAACCUGAAAAUUGCACUGACUGGUGUCAGUGACUUUACAGCAAUCCUCAUACUAAGCAAGCAUGCAGCGACAGUGGAGAGGAAAACUCCCUUUUAACAGGAAGAAACCUCCAGAGGAUCCUGGCUCAGUAUAAGCAGCCAUCCACCACGACUCACUGGGGAUCGAGAAGGCAGAGCAGUCACAUGCAUACACCAACCCACCCACCCACCCACCCACCCACACA
Nothobranchius furzeri (turquoise killifish) is the source of this 4222-nucleotide messenger RNA. Its product is annotated as macrophage mannose receptor 1-like. NCBI's taxonomy places the organism in Eukaryota, Metazoa, Chordata, Actinopteri, Cyprinodontiformes, Nothobranchiidae. The record is from RefSeq and is a predicted model, not a curated record.